This is a messenger RNA of Schistocerca gregaria, 11204 nucleotides long. RefSeq lists its product as uncharacterized. The record is from RefSeq and is a predicted model, not a curated record. Lineage: Eukaryota; Metazoa; Arthropoda; Insecta; Orthoptera; Acrididae. The coding region runs from base 291 to 2291 and encodes 666 amino acids. The transcript has 4 exons.
UAUUGUUUCAUUUUGCAAUGGCGGAUUAUCCAUGGUUACCAAUAGGAUCGCAUGUAAAAUUCGUCUUCAAAAAUUCUUUCUAGAAAAUGUACACUGUCGAUUAACUAUACAGUCAGUUUGUAUUUCAGUAAAUAUUUUCUGCAUAAUUUACUGUGAGCUAUGUUUAUUUCAAUAGAGAAGUUUCACUUGUAACUUGUUUGUGCGAUGUAUGCUCAGUUGCUGCAUGUUACCUAAUCUGUGUGCGUUCCGAGAUUUUAAAAACCGAAUUGGACAGCCACCAGGAACUGUGAAUGAAUUGUAAAGUUAUGAAGUAUAACAUUAGCCCACGCAUGGAGCAUUUACGAAGGAAGAAUCGAUACUUACUGCAGCAAUUAGAAACAAAUUCGGAAUUGCUAGAAAAACGAUUAAAAGCUCUUCGCCAGGAAGCAAGAACACCUAGACCAUUGGAGAGGGUAAAACAUUUAUCAAGUGCUUCUCCCAAUAGGCGGAAAUAUGAUGCAUGGAAAACUAGAAAUAACUCAAAAAACAUUGCUUGUGUCCUUGGUAUGUCCAGAGAGCAACACACUGAAGGAAGUUCCGACGAAGAUUUUACUCAUGUAAGAAAGCAGGGAGCAAACAAGUCACAUGUCACGAAAUAUGCAACACCACCAUCAGCUAAGAAAAUUAGGCGACCUGUGCUUAUUGUCUCAUCAUAUAAGAAAAAGAAAUUAUGUCAGUCACAUGGGCGAAGCCCCAAAAAACACAAGAAACAGUCAGGCAGUGCCAAGAAAAGAGUGUUUAAACCUUGUCCUGAGUGUUACUGUCCAGGGAUAGUUCUGUCAGAUGAGAGUGAUUCUGAAAACCAUAACUGUUACAUCAGAAACAUUUUUUCUCAUAAAUGUUCUAAAAGCUGUCGAUGUAAAAUACCACAUUCCAGUAAAUUAGAGGCAAAGAAUGUUGGAAUGAACCACCCCAAGAAAUCCUAUGGGAGAAGAGUCCAAAAAGGCAAAUCAGUUGCAGAUAAAGAUCUUCAGUCAUUGUUAAAUGCUAGAGAUAUGAUAAAUUAUUCUCCUCAGUCAAUUUUCCUACGUAGGCUGCGGCGUCAAUCACAAUCUAUUAGAAAUGUGCUGUUUAAAGACACUGCAACCCAAACAAAGAAAGGUGGCAUUGUACACAGUGCAGAAACUUCAGAUGAGGAUGGAAGUAGUUCUCAAGAGAAUGUAAUUAAAGAAGAUGUUAAACUAAAGAAAUGCAAGUGCAGGAAUAAAUCUGAACAAUUGAUCGCUGGUUAUGGAUUAGAAACACCCUUAAGAAAGGAGCAUCCAGAUACUGUUAGUAAAAGGGUAAAAGUUCAUAAUUAUGGGGACCAGCUACGCAUUAAAGAUCUUGGCAAGUAUCGCCGGAUGCAUUGGUUUGACUGCCAUGCAGAAACCCCUGAUUUUUAUGCACGAAAUCCACGAUUGGCCUUCAAUCAUAAUUGUGUUCAUCGCUUUGUUGUGAACAGCCGCUACAGAGCAAAGCCAGUCCUAGAAGAUCAUGAAGGUCACAGUAGAUGUGAAAUAUGCUUGCUAUCAGAGCCACCCCAACCAAUAGCUGCAGAGGACUUUUCCAGUUAUAAAAAACCAAUUAUUACAUCACCUGUCCUAUUUACAGAAAGUAAUAGCUGUGGUUUUACAUCACGCCAAAAUAAUGACAAAGAAGGUGAGAAAGACUAUGGGGAAGUGGAUUACAUCACACCAAGCAACUUGUAUAGUGAAGCAUAUGGGGGAGAAAAGAAAAUAAAUAGUGCUAAGGAAGAGACAGAAAAGACAAAAAAUGCAGGACAGGGGAAUGAGUCUCGGCUUCGUGGUGGAAUGGACAUGGAUAUUGCUAGUGGACAAGUGGAUGUAAAUUUUGCGAGGAGGAAAAAGAUGCCCAGCCAUCCUAAAUCUGCAAAAGGUGUUGGAGACUGUGACAAAUCUCUUAAAACUCUGUUGGGGAGUGUCAGUGCUGGUGAAACUAGUUCUGAAUGUGCAUCAUUUUUUAACAGGCCGGUUGAAAAAAAUUGUAUGCGUGCUUCUCACAAAGAGCAGAAGGGUCCUAUGGUUAGGUUGGACAAAGUGCAAUCACAAGUACCAAAAUUAAAUAAGUCCAUAGUUUCUGUGACUGUACCACUUACCAAUGCUGGCAGUAAACGUUUAGGUCCAUUUCCUCCAAAAUCAAGGGUUUUUGCAGAUCCAGUAACUAUUGGUUCCGGACCACCAGUACAUGUUGUGAGGCCACCUGCACCAGUUAACUCAUUGGCACUUAGAUAUCAGAAAGGAGUGUGCUGAGAUACUUGCUGCUGCUGUGUAUAAUAGUAUUUGAUAUAGUAUAACAGACAUUAUAAAUCUUUCUUAUUAAGUAUAUUGUCACUAACUAAAUAGGCCAUUUUUAUUAUACAAAUCAAAUGUUUGCACAAACAUUUUACAUUGGCAAGAAAUUAUGGUAAGUCAGGAAAGUAUUUUGUCUGUAAAUUUUUUUAAAGAAAUUGUACUCUUCAUUUGUAUCAUAUUUCAGCCAUUAGUGCAAUGGCAUUCUACUAAUUGUGGAUAAAUAUUACAUAUUAUUUAAAUAAUGUAAUUGCUUGUCAAAAUGUUUUUUUUAAACAUUCCAUUUUCUAUACUAUGGACGUAAGCAGUACUGCAAAACAUUGAAAAAUUCAUCCAAUACAACAGUCUUCUAUAUACUUUAACUGUUAUUCACUAAUUUACUAAAGAUUUUGCAGCAGUGUCAGUUUUUAAUAAAACAGCAUUAUUAUUUCCAUUGUAACAAUGUUGACAUUGUUCCACUGUAGCUGUUGUAGAAUAAUUCAAACAAAAUCUAACAUAAGUAGUGCGGAAGUGCCACAAUCAAGCAGUGUUAACUGGAAGCAAAUUAACCUAUUGAGUGUAGAUGGGGAUUUCUGUGGAUUCAUUGCAGAUGGUAAGGACAGACAGUCUUGUGAACCAGUUCUGAACACAUUUUCUGAAAACUGUCUUUUGCAUAGAGACACACAAUGGAAAUAUUUUAGACCUAAUAGCUACAAACAGGCAUGACCUUACCGGCAGUGUCAGUAUAGAGAUGGUUUAGUGAUCAUGAUAUCGUCAUAACAAUAGUUAUUUUAUCACCAUCAUUGUGUUUUGACUCCAGUUUCGUGGGUGUGGUGUACAAGUGCUUGCCAUCUCCUUCUGUCUUCAUCCAUCUUCUGUUACAGGACAGCUUCCCAUUUAUGUCCUUUCUCCUCCAUAUCUGAUCUUACAGUCUGUAUCCAGUAUUUCCUUGGUCUUCCCAAUGGUCUUUUCCUACAAGGUUCAGGUUGAAAUACUUAUUGGCAGGUCUUUCGCUAUUCAUUCUCAUUAUGUGCCCAUACUACUGAAGCCUACAUUUUUUUUUAUGACACAGGUAACAGUAUCUUCAGUACCUGUUAUUCCUUUCACCACAUUCUUGAUUUUGUCCUAUCUAGUUAUUUGAUUCAUAGUUCUAAUGAAUCUCAUUUCUGCUGCCUGAAUUUUGCUGAAGGCUGUGUUUAGUAGGAUCUGUGUAUCUAAGCCAUAUGUAGGCAUUGGUACAAAAUGAAUUUGGUACACAGUCACUUUUGCUUUUUGUGGCAUUUUAUCAUCCCAGAGAAGAUUUCUGAUUUGACUGAAAAUUGGAUGCUUUCUGUAUCCUGCUGAGUACUUCCUGGUGAUGGCUUUUGUGAUCAAAAUGUGAAAAAGAUUCUACCUUGACUCCUCCUAGACAUGUAUUUGAGAUUGUUCCUUGUCUGUUGAUGCUCAUUUCUAGUAUCUUUGUUUUGUUUAUUUGUAGUCCGAAAGUUUUGAAAGUGGUGUUCCAGUCAUUAAGUUGCUUCUGUGCUUCAGCUUCUCUCUCCUCAUGCUAUCAAAUCAUCAGCAAAAACCAGUGCAUUUGGUUCGCUGUCUAUUUGUUGAUAAUGAUCUUGUCCAUUGCUAUUAUAAACUGGAGUGGUGAUAGACACUUCCUUGUUGGACACUUCUUUGUUUCAGACCAUUCUAAUCAUCUGUUGCCUAUCUAGACACAGCUGUAACACUUUGGGUAUAGCAUCUUGACUUAAACAGUUAGGUACCUUGGCACCUUUAGGUCGUUCAAACAUUCCCAUAUCUCAAGUCAACUAAUACAAUCACAGGAUUUCUUCCAUAUUCCCAGUACUUCUGUCAGCAUUCAUACUGCAAAAAUAAGAUCCACAGUACCAUGGUCUUUCCUGAAUCCAUGUUGUUCUUCCUCAAGCAAAGGUUCUAUUAUCUUUCCAAGUCUCAUUUAUAUGAUCUUUUCUGACUGCUUUAGGGUAUGUGACAGCAGCAUGAUGCCUCUGUAACUUCCACAUUUUUGUCUAUUGCCCUUUUUGAGCAGAGGGAGAAUGAUCUCCUUUACUCCAAUCUUGUGGGUGUUUGUUUUGUUCCCAAAUCACUCUGUAUAGCCAAUUUAAGCAUAUAUUCCAGCUUCCUUGUUCAUAUCUGAUCUGAGAUCAUCAAACUCUGUCGACUUUACAUUACACAUACUCUUUAAUGCUGUUUCUACCUCAUACCGUGUUAAUGGGCGUCUGUUGAUUUGGACUUCAUUAAUUACUCUAUAGUUGUUGAUGGUUGUGUUGUUACCAUCUCCAUUUAACAGCAUGUUGAAGUACUUUUUCAUUUCAACCCCAACCUCUCCAUUUGUUCAUAUUAAGUUACUGUCAUCUGUUUCCAGUGCAAGGAUAUUUACAGAUUCAUUUUGUUAACUCUAUAGUACUUUGUAUAGUAAUUUCCUACUUCCCUGACAGUCUUUUUACAACUAGUUUCUUUCUCUGGUAUUCCUGUGCAAGAUGCUUAUUCAUUUUGGCUGUCAUCUGUUUUUGUUUCUCAUGGUCUAAUUUUCUUUCAGUAUGUUCCUAUCUUUUUCUGUUGUCUUCACCUGAUCUUUCACGAAGAUGUUUCCUUCUCUUAUGAUGUGGCACUCAUUUUUUUCCGUUUACUCCAACUUUCUCAGUUUUGGGUAAUUUGGCUAUUAUUCUUGCUUCAUAGUUUCUUUUCUUUUCCAUGCCUUCAACAGCCACAUCUUAAUCUUUGGCAUUCUCUUUUGUUUAAAUUUUGGCACUUGAACAUUUUCGGUCAGCAAUUAAUAGCCAGUGGUCGCCAUCUAGGCCUCACUGAGUAUGACGUUAACAUCUGUAACGUACGACCACUUUUUCUAUCAGUGAUGAUGAAGUCUAUUGGCCUGUAACUCACUAUUCCAGCUGUAUCCCAUUACAGGUAAGUUGUUUUGCACACAGAAAUCAAUUAGGUUAUCUCCUUCUCUGUUAUUUUUUCUUACAGUUCAUUAAGAAAAAUGCUCUUUCUGCUCCAUGGUACAUCCUAUCUGUGAUGCAUAUACUUGCAAAACAGCACGCUGCUUAUUACCAGCCCUUAGUCUCAUCUGAAUGAUCCUGUCACUCACAUAUUUGACAUUUGUCUGUAUGUCUAUAUCUUUAUGGAGGGUGAGGCUGGCUCCAUGUUUUAAGUCACUGUUGUUACUACUCCAGUACAGCAGACAUCUGAUUCUCAGUUAUUUCUUCCCACAGCUUUAUUACUAGUUCUUCACAUUUGUUGGUGCGAAUGAGCAUAUUGAGUGUACCAAUUUUCAGUCAUUCCUUUUUGGGAGGGUUUUGGGUCUUUCGGUAUCUUUAAUGAGCAACAGGCAUUUUUUCGUCAUUAGUUCAAGUAGUAUUAGAAGAACUGUCACGUAUUUUGUUUAAUUCAUUCUUCCAUCUGAGGCUUGGUUUAGGUAUGAAAGCAGUAUAUAUUUGCUCAGCAGUUGACAAAGCAUAACUCAGAUGAGGAUUUUCUUUCAGGGUUUCUUCCCUUAGGCUUUGAAGACCCCUCUUCUCCACGAGGCAGUGGUGUCCUCUUCUAAUUAUCCCCAGGGAGUAUGGGUUGCCUCAUCAGCCAUUCUGAAAGUGUCUUUCUCUGCCAGACGUGCCAUUAAGGUUUUUGCCCAUAACCAUGGGCAUGGCUUCCACAUUAUGCCCCUUGGCACUGGGUCCCUACCUGAACUUAGACAUCAUUUCACUCCGGCCUACUAAUGUGGGGGAUGCCCAACACUUCAGUGUGGAUGCACUACACAAGAAUUAUCCUAGUGGAUGAUUGGGAAAGUGGUCCUGUCUACCUUGAGCUGCAUUAAUGGUUCUGUAGAAUGCCACCAAUCUAAGGUUGUGGUUACUGAAAUCAAUAAAUCCAUCAAGAAGACUAGGAGAGAUUUUAUUCAGGAAAGAGCAAAUUAGCAGCCAUUCGCAUUGUUCUUAAUUCCAGUAUGAUGGCCAUAGAGAAAGUAUAGGCAAUGUUUAAACUGGUUUUAAAACCUUCUGUGGAGAAAUAUGUGCCAAAUAAGUGGAUUAAUGGAAAAGAUCCAACAUGGUUUAAGAACAAAAUUCAGACAAUACUGAAGAAAGAGAGAUUGUUGCAUUCUAGGUUCAAAAAAUAACUCAGAAAUGUCAUCAGGGAAAAGUUGGUACACAUUUGUGUGUUUAUAAAAAGACUGAUUCGCGAAGCAGACAACUUCCACUGCAUAUGCUAGGGAAGGAUCUCGUUGAGAAACCAAGAAAAUUAAGGACCUAAGUAAAAUUUGCUCAGUGGAUUGAAGGUUUCAAUUCAGUCACUCAUUGACCAGUCUGGUUUGACAACAGAAUAUAGCCAAAGUAAAUUUGUAGUUUUAAUUUUCACAUUCAAAAUAUCAUCCACAUAGGAGGGGCAUUAAUUUUCACAUUGAAAAUAUCAUUCAUGCAGGAAGAUUGUACAUACAUGCUACCAUUGGACUGUUAUACAGACUCUUGUAUGGAAGAGACAGAAAUAGGCAUUGCUGCCAUUGAGAAGCAACUGAAUGAAAGAUUCUUCUUCGGCAUGGACCACUUACUUAGCUUUCACUUGCACAAAUCUUUCACCAAGUGCAAAGUCCCAACUGACUGGAAGAAAAGCACAGUUGCCUCAUGUAUAUAACAAGGAUAAAAGAACUAUCUGACAAAAUUAGAGACUAAUAUCCUUAACAUUCAUUUGCUGCAUAAUUCUUGAACACAUUCUCAUUUCGAAUAUAAAGCAUUUCUUUGAGUCAGAUAUGCUUCUGUCCACAAAUAAGCGUAGUUUGAGAAAGCAUUAGUCAUCUUUUCUCACAGGAGAUCCUGUUGCAAACCAUGGAUGACUGGCAACAGGAGGCAGAUUCCAUAUUGCUAGAUUUCCAAAAAACAUAUGAUAUGAUGCCCCACUGCAAACUUAAGGAAGGUAUGAGAAUAUGGAAUAGGUUCCCAGAUAUGUGAGUGACUUGAAAACUUCCUAAGUAAUAGAAACCGGUACAUUUGCUUCGGCCGUGGGUGGUCGUAGAAGACAAGGGUACUGUUAGGAGUGCCCAGGGAAGAGUGAUAGGACCACUUUUAUUGUCUGCGUACAUAAAUGGCCUGGAGGGCAGGAUGAGCACCAAUUUAUAGCUCUUUGCUGAUGAAACUGCGGUCUAUGGGAAGGUGUCAUCGUUGAAUGGCUCUAAGAGUAUAAAAAUGUUUUUGACAAAAUUUCUAAUCGGUGCGAUGAGUGGUAGCUUGCCCUAAAUGUAGAAAAAUGGGAGUUAAUGCAGCUGAGUAGGGAAAAGAACCCUCUAAUGUUUGGAUAUAACAUGAGGAGGGUGCAGUUUAACUCAGUCACAUCGAUUAAAUCUAUGCGUAAUGUUGCAAAGUGAUAUGAAAUGGAAUGAGCACAUCAGGUUGUUGUAGGUAAGGUGAAUGCUCAGCUUUGUUUUAUUGGGAGAAUUUUGGGAAAAUGUAGCUCAUACAUCAAGGAAACGGCAUUCUAUAAUGGUAGUAUAACCUAUUCUUGAGUACCGUUAGUGCUUGGGAUCCCCACCAGGUUGAAUUAAAGGAAAACAUCAGAAUGAUUCUGUGAUGUUCUGCUUGAUUUGUUAUCGGUAGGUUCAAUCAGCACACACAUAUAAUGGAGACACUUCAUGAACUCAAAUGGGAAUUCCUGGAGCAAGAUGAUGCUCUUUUUGCAAGGCACUGUUGUGGGAAUUUAGAGAAACAGCGUUUGAGACCAGCUGCAGAACGAUUCUACUGCUGCCAAUAAAUGUUUUGUGUAAAGUCCAUGAGGAUAAAAAUUGAGGCUCCUACAGAGGCUUCUCAUCAGUCAUUUACCCUUGCUCUAUUUGCGAGAGGAACAGGAAAGGAAAUAACUAGUAAUGCUACAAGGUAUCCUCUGCCAUGCACUGUAUGAUGGUUUGUGGAGCGUGUAUGCAUGUGCAGAUGAAGAUAUUUUUAAGGUAAAAGUUAGCACACCUAACAACUGAAUGACAGAUCAUGCAUGGAGUGGAACACUUCAUAACAAAACCCCACUCGGUUCACUUCAAACAGUUGGAUGCCUGUCCACAGUCCUCACCAUUAGUGCUUUGUUUUACUAAAUCUCACUGUUAAAAGACAGCACUUUGCACACAUUCAAAUUUGCAUUAUCACUUUGGUCAAAUGAUUUUACAAUUUGAAGAGCAUAACUGUGCAUUUCCUUGUUUGUGUUAAGUUAAUUUUGUAAUGUAUAAAGACACUGUGAAAUAAAAUUAUGAGCAGUUUCUCACAAAUAAGUACAAUUUAGAAACAACAAUGGCUAACCUGAGCAAAAUAAGAAGCCUUCAUUCCUACUCCUACUUCUAACUCGUAAGUGUUGAAGAAGAGCAGGAGUGAUUGUGUGGCUCUUGAUGUGCCGAAGCAGUCUUGUUCCUUUAUGAGCUGCUUUAUUCACAAAUAGUUUUCAUCAACAAGAACAAACAAAAGAACCCUAAAAUCCUUCUUACAAUUGUAACAGCUGCUUCCUCAGUUGCACAGGUGCUGCAGAACCAUAUAUUUGCCGCCCAAAGCCAUUGAACAGUGCAGGAAAUUCCAGCUCAGUUCAAAAUCUCCCACUACAUUCAACCACUCCUGUCUAUAAUUUGGAGGCUGUUGUUAAACCUACAAGAAACUCAAAAAUAAAACUAAGCACUUCAGACAAAAUAAACUCCAUCCCCACCACACCCAAAAAAGGCUGCCAUGCACAAACAAAAACAUACUACUGAAAAUGGAAAGAAAUGUGUUAUCCCGUAAGUGCUACCAUUCCAUAUUCCUCUACAGUGUUAAAUAUUCAAAUAUUCUUGGACUCUUGACUAAGAUUUAAACAUCAAAUAAGUGUUUUGCUUUUCAGAGAAAGACACAUUCAGAGGUCAACAACUUGGCUUGAUAUAGUUUUCCAGAUAUUUGAACAGAGCUUGGAUUGUGACAGAUUUUUAUACUUGAACUAUAACUUCAAACUGAGGUAACUAUUCCCGUAGCAAGAAUUCAAAGUGUCAAGCUAAUCUUGUUGCUAGUGGUAUAGUGUCUUCGUAUUUUCCUUUACUAUCAGUGGUCCAAAAGAAUGAAGUAUUGCCUUGAAAUCAUGAACGAACACAAUUAUGAAACAGAAUACUCCUUGCCAUCAUUCUCUCUCACAGGGUUCACACGUGUUCCACAAAAGGUAUUAGUUCGCCCAGUGUUGCACUUCUUUCUGUGAUUUCAUCUUGGCUUCAAAAUUUACUGCUGUGGUGACAGUUGUUUCUAGUAAUGUGGACAGCUUGAUCACUGGAACAGUGAGUGUAGUUCUAUCUACGUGUAAAUGAAGUGACACAUAUUGAACAAUACGAAUGGAGCUACACACGUGCCUGGCAAACUAGGACAUGGCAAACAGGUACAAGGUACACAAGUGUAAAUGCAUAUUUAGGAGAGUAAACCAUGAUAGGACUAUUCUACCUGGUUUGGAAGAUAAAUGUGACAGGUUAACUCUCUCCUACUUCAAGAAGAAUGUAAUAAUUCCAGUUACAAAGAAGCAUGUGUAAUUAUUACCAUACCAUCAUUUUAGUAAUUCAAGGUGAUAAAAUGGCAUGAGUUAUUUGCAAAUUAAUAGAGAAUUUUGUGGAAGAUAACCUUUGGGAAGUUCAGUUUGGAUUUCAAGAGAAAUGUAGAAAUAUACAAGGCAAUACUGACCGUAAGACUGGACUUAGAAAAUGAAAGCAUUUUUAGAUCUCAAAUGAGUGACAAUGUUGACUGGAACACACUCUUUGAAAUUAUGAAUAUAGCAAGGAUAAAAUACAAGGAGCCAAAAGUGAUCUACCACUUCUACAGGAACCAGACUGUAGUUGUAAGAGUCAAAGAUUAUGAAAAGGAGACCGUUGAGAAGGGACUGAGGCAAAUCUGUUGCCUCUUCUUGAUGUUAUUCAAUGUGUACAUGAGCAAUCAAUAAUGAAAGUCAAGAAGCAGCUUGGAAAAGGAAUUAAAGUCCAGGGAGAAGAAACAAAAACUUAGAAUGUUUGCUGACAAAGACCACUGUAAUUCUGUCAGAGGUGCAGUUGUGGGGAGUGGAUAGUGUCUGAAAAAUAUGUUUUAAGGAGCACAUCAACAAGAGUAAAACGAGGUUAAAGUAAUGCAGUUGAAUUAAAUCGGGGAUGCUAAGGAAAUUGGAUACGGAAAUGAAACACAAAAAGUAGCAGAUGAAUUUUACUAUUUUGGCAGCAAAAUAACUGAUGCAUUGGUGAAGGUAUAGGAGGAAAAAAAUACAUCAUCAAAUUUCUGUGUUUAUGUAGACUUUCCCAGCGUAUUAGUAUAUAAAAUUCUUCUCGGGUUUCCAGCCAGAUCAAACUGCCAUCUGAGCACAAUAUUUCAGCGGUCCACCUGGCCGCUAUCAUCAGGUGAGAAAAGCUAUGCUGCUCUCGCCAAUAACUGAUCCCACUCGCAAAUGACUGCACCUUUAUAUGCAUCGGAAGUACAAACAAGCACGCGCUAGAUACAGUACGCAUGUGCUCAAUCAUUCCUGCUGCCCCCCUGGCGCAAAAAAAAGUUGCAGCACUGCCUCCGGUGGUGAAUACUUAGAUGUUAAACUCUAGAGCCCCCUAUAACUGGCUGGAUAAGUCAUAUCAAAAGUUGGAGGAAAGCAAGGUCAUACCACUUCCAAUACAAUAUCCCCCGUCAUGUUGAGACUUAUGGCUGAGGACAGCAUUUAAACGUAGAUUGAGUAUUCACAAAUAUUUCAUACCAAUUUAAAAAUUGUUAAUUAUUGAUGCACUUUCAAGGAACUGUGUGGUGGAUAUCGAUCUUGGUGAAGUGUAUUCUCUCUGAUUUUCAGAGAUCUUUGGACCAGUCAGAUGUUAACUUGUCUUUAAAGUCAUGUUUCUCUUGUACAAAUUUGGUGUACACUGUCUUGUGUUAAUAAUAAAUCACACACAAU